Messenger RNA from Penicillium soppii, 420 nucleotides. RefSeq lists its product as uncharacterized. The record is from RefSeq and is a predicted model, not a curated record. NCBI's taxonomy places the organism in Eukaryota, Fungi, Ascomycota, Eurotiomycetes, Eurotiales, Aspergillaceae. The transcript has a single exon. Bases 1 to 420 code for a protein of 139 amino acids.
AUGAGUUGUCCAACAUUGUUCAAUGCGUGGCUUCAUUCGGCGGCGGAGCAUAUGCAACUCCGCGAACAAUCAAGCAAUCCAUUCAUGCCAAUAUCAGCCCAGGCCACCUAUGAAAAGCUCCUCAUGCAGCGCCAGGCCAUCCUCGGCUUGAAAAAGGUCGUUGAGUCUGGAUGUCAUGAAAGAAUCACGGAUGAAAUUGUGAUGAGCGCUUUGUCGAUAGCUUUGCAUCCCUCUGAACGCCGUAGGAGUGCGGCAAUCCGAAUGAGGUCGGCUCCUUUGUCAAACUUGCAGUUACUUACAACGUUCACGGAUAUGGGUAUAUCGGAUCAACAGGUGCGUGGCUUACAGUACCUCGUCAAGGCUAGGGGCGGAUUCGACGAGCUCAAGAUGCCUGGAUUAAGAGAGGGACUAUCAAGGUGA